This is a messenger RNA of Juglans regia (Persian walnut), 972 nucleotides long. RefSeq names its product anti-H(O) lectin 1-like. The record is from RefSeq and is a predicted model, not a curated record. Gene Ontology annotation, molecular function: carbohydrate binding. The transcript has a single exon. NCBI's taxonomy places the organism in Eukaryota, Viridiplantae, Streptophyta, Magnoliopsida, Fagales, Juglandaceae. Bases 1 to 972 code for a protein of 323 amino acids.
AUGCAUCUCAGCGGCAAUCUUAGUACUCUUUGUUUCUAUCACUGGGUUUUUGUCAGUUACUUAGCUCUGUUCCAUCUUCCUUUGCAUUAUGCUCUAUCGUUCAACUUCACUUCUUUUACAAAUGAAAGCAGGCUGGAGUUAAAUGGCACUGCUUCCAUCCUAAAUGGAGUUCUAUCACUUACCAGUGACCCCAAUAUCAGUUCCUCAGCCGGCAGAGCCGUAUAUUUUGAAGAUAUUCAACUUUUUGAUCCGAGUACGGGUAAAUUCACAGACUUCACUACUCAUUUCUCAUUUAAAAUAUCAACGGUUACUCAACCAGGCCAAGAUGGGCUUGCCUUUUUCCUUGCACCCAAAGGUUCUCUGCUCCCGGUUGGUGCUCAGGGAGGAUGCCUUGGACUUUUUAGCAGAUGUCACGAUUUCACCGUACCAAGAAAAGAUGAUCAGUUAGUUGCUGUUGAGUUCGACACCUUCAAAAAUGAUUGGGAUGCAAUCGAUGGUGAACAUGUCGGUAUCAACAUCAAUUCCAUCCGAUCAGUACAAAGCAAGGAUUCGGGCCGGAGUUUGAAAAAUGCAUCGAGAGUUGAUGCUAGUAUCCGUUAUAAUUCUAAGGCAAACGAAUUAAGCGUAUCAUGGACCUUCCCAGACGAUCCAUUUGUUGGUGGGAAUACAAGCCUUUCACAUAGUAUUAACCUAACGGCAGUUCUGCCUGAAUGGGUGUCUAUUGGCUUUUCUGCUGGAUCUGCCUACUUCUUUGAGACACAUGAAAUCCUUUCAUGGGAGUUUGUAACAAGUACGGAAUCAUCACCGGACAGCUUUAGUGUCGGAUUGAUUAUUGCUUGUGUGAUUGGUGGGUUAAUUUCAGCUUGUGGUGUUGUUUCAGUGUCGGUGUUUGCAUGGAGGAAGAGGACUAGAGGAAAAGGAAAAAGAGGUACUGUAGAGAAUUCUGAGUCCAUGGAAAACGGUACAGGGUGA